This is a messenger RNA of Peromyscus californicus insignis, 4217 nucleotides long. It is a transcript of the gene Asb15, whose product is annotated as ankyrin repeat and SOCS box containing 15. Gene Ontology annotation, cellular component: cytoplasm. NCBI's taxonomy places the organism in Eukaryota, Metazoa, Chordata, Mammalia, Rodentia, Cricetidae. Gene Ontology annotation, molecular function: protein binding. Gene Ontology annotation, biological process: intracellular signal transduction. The transcript is spliced from 10 exons. The record is from RefSeq and is a predicted model, not a curated record. The coding region runs from base 116 to 1879 and encodes 587 amino acids.
CGCGGCCCCGAGCGCACGGCCCUCUGGGAACCCCUCCCAGGCCUGCUCAAUCGAGCGUCGAUGCCGCCGCUGCUGCUGGGUCACCUAGGAAACGACUUGGUUCCAAAGGCGGGAUAUGGAUAUUAAUGAUGACCCUAAUGAAGACCAUCUUGCAAGUUAUGACAUUCAGCUUUGUAUUCAAGAAUCCAUUGAAGCAAGCCAGGCUAUAUUCCAUCUCGAAAGACUGGUACCACUAAGUGAUCAAAACAGAAAGCUUGUAGAGGCCAUAAGGAAAGGUCACAUUUUUGAGCUCCAGGAGUAUGUGCAACAUAAAUAUGCUCUGGAUGAAGCUGAUGAGAAAGGAUGGUUCCCGUUGCAUGAAGCUGUUGUUCAACCCAUUCAACAGAUACUUGAGACUGUUCUGGAUGCUUCCUAUAAGACAAUCUGGGAAUUCAAGACCUAUGAUGGAGAAACACCCUUGACUCUGGCAGUCAAAGCUGGUCUGGUGGAAAAUGUCAAGACAUUGCUAGAAAAAGGGGUCUGGCCCAACACCAAAAAUGACAAAGGAGAGACGCCUCUUCUAAUUGCUAUAAAAAAAGGCUCCUAUGACAUGGUAUCUGCACUGAUUAAAUACAACACCAGCCUUGACCAACCCUGCAUCAAGCGAUGGUCAGCAAUGCAUGAAGCAGCUAAGCAAGGCCGAAAAGAUAUUAUAGCCCUACUGCUGAGCCAUGGAGGCAACGUCCACCUGAGAGAUGGAUUCGGAGUCACACCUUUAGGAGUUGCUGCUGAGUAUGGCCACUAUGAUGUGUUAGAACAUCUGAUCCACAAAGGUGGUGAUGUGUUUGCUUUGGCGGAUGAUGGGGCAUCUGUGUUAUUUGAGGCAGCAGGAAGUGGAAACCCUGACUGCAUUUCCCUCUUGCUGGAAUAUGGAGGAAGCGGCAACGUGCCUAACAGAGCAGGACAUCUUCCAAUACACCGAGCUGCCUAUGAGGGACAUUAUCUUGCUCUGAAAUAUCUCAUCCCUGUAACAUCCAAACAUGCAAUCCGGAAGAGUGGCCUAACUCCAAUUCACUCAGCAGCAGAUGGACAAAAUGCCCAGUGCCUCGAACUGCUCAUUGAUAAUGGUUUUGACGUCAACGCCCUGCUUGCUGACCACAUUUCCCAGAGCUACGACGACGAGAGAAAGACCGCGCUUUAUUUUGCUGUCUCUAAUAAUGAUAUUCACUGCACAGAAGUCCUUCUGGCUGCAGGUGCAGACCCCAACUUAGAUCCCCUCAACUGUCUACUUGUGGCGGUGAGGGCCAAUAGACAUGAAAUAGUCCGGCUGCUUCUCUCCUACGGAGCUAAUGUCAACUGUUAUUUGUAUGUGAAUGACACUCGUUUCCCCAGCGCCAUCCAGUAUGCCCUAAAUGAUGAGGUUAUGCUGAGGCUCCUGCUGAAUAAUGGUUACCAAGUGGAGCUGUGCUUUGACUGCAUGCACGGAGACAUCUUUGGAAAUUCAUUCGUGUGGUCAGAGAUAGAGGAGGAGGGACUGCCAGGAUGGACAUCUUGUCUAAUAAAAGAUAUCCCGUUCUGUGAGUUCAUUACAGUUCCAUGGAUGAAGCACUUGGUGGGCAGCACUGUCCGUAUACUUACAGAUUAUAUGGAUUAUGUCCCUCUGUGUUCUAAACUGAAGUCUGUGCUAGAACUACAGAGAGAAUGGCCAGAAAUCCGCCAAAUAAUAGAGAAUCCUUGCUCACUAAGGCACCUGUGCCGGCUCAAAAUUCGCAGACUUAUGGGACUCCAGCGACUCUGCCAGCCAGCCUCCAUGGAGAAACUUCCUCUCCCAGCAGCGAUUCGAAGAUACUUAUUAUUUAAAGAAUAUGAUCUCUAUGGGCAACAGCUAAAGUUAAUAUAACUUUUAAAUGAUAUUUUAAAAUGUGAUUCUUAAAGUAUUUUAAAAUGUGAUUCCCCUAGAGAUGUCAUUGGAAUCAUUUUAUAUUCUUAAGUGUAUUUAAAUCCACGGAGAAUUUUGUAGUUGUACCACGUUCCUAUGGAAAGAACAUGUACACUCCUAAAGUCAUUUAGGUUUCUAAGACAAGCAAUAUCCUGUGUUUGAAUUUCCAUUGAUUGUCUUCAGUUGUUACAAGUCUUCAAAUUCUCCCUAUCAACUGAAUGUCAAUGACUGAGAGACUAGACUUAAAAAGCAAAUAACCACUUUUUCAAACCCCCACACAUACCUGCCGGCUGCUAACCUGUUCUACUGUCAGACACUGUUCUAGAAAAGCCCGUGUGAACCUGCAGAUUCACCCUGUAACCUGGCUUCCCCUGUGCCUUCUACUCCUCAACUCACAGUCCCUCACAACUUCCUUGUUGCUAAAUUUGGUAAACAACUUUCACUCCCUCUUCCUGUUGAUUCUUGCAGCAUCUGACUCCAUUUCCUGUUCCUUCCUUGGUUUUCGUCAUAGGUCUAUCUCGCUGUGUUCCCUCUCAGCCCUCCUCCCUGGCCUCUGUGUCUCUGCUUCUCUAUGCUGUUCCUCUUCCUCCAGCCCUCUAGAGACAUGUCCUCUGUCCUUUUCUGUCAUGCUGUGCUCUCUGGGAAAUUCCAUUCACUUUCCCAGCUGUGAUCGUAUUGCUGGGGACUAUACCAUUUACAGAUGAAGUUCAACUUUUUGUCUCCAGUGCUUCAGACCUGACAGACACUGAUGUAAUGGACAUCUAAACAUGAAGAUAGCUUCGGUUCAGCGCAUCCUCAAAUCCUUCCUUCACCAUACACUUUUCUCUUAACAUUCUGCAGUUCAAUAGUGGCACAAUCAAUUCAGUUUCCAGAUAAAAAAAAGACUUGGCAUCAGUCUUGACCCACCCCUCCCUCUUCUUCUCACCCGGCAUGCCAGCUCACCAAAUGCCAUUGAGUUUCUCUCGUAAAGCCACCGUUUCCUACUCUGUCCCUCAGAUUCCACUCUACACUUGACUGUAAUCUUCCUUUUCCUGAGACAACACAGUGCUGCUUAUCUGGCUGGCCUGCCUCUGUCUGCCACAGAGUCUACACACAGCAUUCCAGAAUGAUCUUCCAGAGACUUAAACACAGCUCUUGCCCUUGCAGAAAAUCACUCCCAUGAUUGUGGGAUAAAAACCCUGAGUUCUCCCAAGGCCUCCAUGCUUUAACUCUCUCUCUCCGACCUCUUUAGCCUGUCUGCACCUCCCCACCCUGCUUAGCCGUACCACUGUUAGAGUCUUCUAUGGCAACUCCCAGGCUCUAUGGUUUUAUAAGACCAGGGUUUGUUUUAUUAAUAAAAAAUGAGGUCCUCUGUUUUUUUUUUUUAAUAGGAUACCAUCUAUUAUCACCAUUUCAUUUUUAAAAGGGGUUAUUUCUUAGAAUGCUAGAAAACAAGAUGGUGGUCAGCUCAGUUGUUAACAAUGAAUUGACAUUAGCUUUGGACAGACUGACCAUACUGUUCUCAUCUCCUCACUGACAAACAACACUUUACUGUGGGCCACAAGUCUCUGGAUCCCUUUGACGGGAGCCACUGUAACCCUCAGGACCUUUAUGUUUCCGUCACCCUCUACCUGAAGCUCUCUUUUUCACCCUUUGCCCCUUUCCCACUGGUUAACUGACCCCUACACUGCAGAUCUUGGCUCAGCCGUUGCUUCCUCUGGAAUGGAGGCCACUGCCCAGCGCUGCUCCUGUGGUUUUGUGGUCGUCUAUGUCACACUAGACUGGAAGCUCCCUGAGGGCAGGAUCAUGUCCACUUUGUUUCCCAGUGUGUGCUCAGAGCCACACACAUUCCCUAGAAUCUGAACACUGUACAAGAACUAGACAUAAAUAAUCAGUGACUUCAUGGUGAAGCGAUACAUUUUAAUUUCUGACUUGGAUGUGUAAGCUUAGUAAUGUAAUUAUUUAAAUUGAUUGUUCUUAUAUUUUAAUAGUGUGUUUUUUCACAUUUAUUUUAUCCUAAGAGUAAAUAUUCUCUUGGUAGUAAUAUCCCACUAGUUUGUAAUUUUUCUGAAUUGCAUUUGCUUUCAGUUAUCUUUGAAAGAUAAAUCACUCUGGAAAGAAGCCUGUAUAAUUAGUGUAGUGGUUUUAAUGUAUUGUAUUUCCUUGAGUAUUUUUAAUAUAAAUUACACCAUAAUGUACUUACUUAGGACUGUGAUGUUCCAUGUACAAGAUUUCAUAAUUCUUGUUUGCUUUCUUCCUUGUGCUUAAAAUUUAUUCCUUUUAUAAAUACUGCUUUAAAUAAAUGGAAAAAAGAACUGAA